Molecule: messenger RNA, 895 nt
Organism: Polychytrium aggregatum
Lineage: Eukaryota; Fungi; Chytridiomycota; Chytridiomycetes; Polychytriales
Product: TB2/DP1, HVA22 family-domain-containing protein
Exons: 5
Coding region: 241-768 (175 amino acids)
Source: RefSeq, a predicted model, not a curated record
CCAAUUUUUUUUCUCCCUCCAGUCCCGGUCGUCCGAGAUUAUGUCGGCAAUAAAUAUUUUUUCGCCGCAGUCCCUUGCCUUCUGUCGCCAGGAAGGCUUGUAUAAACGAGGUCGAGAAGCCUCGGCCCCCCACCUUUAAAGCGCCUGUCCUGUCCACCUUCUCCCAACUCAGACUUGUCCUUGAAUGCCUCCGCUCUCAGCCACAGCUCCCCAUUCGUUCGUCGCAGAAAAUAAGCCGUCAUGGGACUCCUGUGCUUUGCAUCUCAGAUCGGAUGCACCGUUGCCGGAUACCUGUAUCCGGCGUAUCUAUCCUACAAGGCACUCCAGCAACAAGAUACAUUCAUGCUCCAGCAGCUCCUCGUCCACUGGGUGGUCAUUGGGCUAUACACAGUCGCCGAGAUCAUCGCGGAUAUCUUCCUCUUCUGGUUUCCGUUCUAUUGCCAGCUCAAGCUUUUCUUUGUGCUGUGGCUCGUGCUCCCCAGAACAUGCGGAACCAUGAUUCUGUACCAGAACAAAAUCCUGCCGUUCUUCAGAACCAACGAGGGCCAGAUUGACGAAACCAUCCGCGUCCUGCGCUCCAUGGCAUGGACAAAACUACUGGAUCUGGCUCAGAUCGGAUAUGCCCAUCUCCAUCGACUGGCGCUGGAGUUUCUUGUGACGGUGGGUAUGCAACAUCCGCGGCGGCAUCGGCGGCGGAGGUGCGGACUUGCAUGGACUGCCUGUCUGUCCGCGAGAGAGCGGGGAGCCGUGGAAUGUCCUCCGAUAUAGCGGACUCUGGCUUGGGCGUUUGCAGGAUGUCCCAACCAGAGGUCCACGAACGGAAAACAGGUUGGGGCGCCGCAUAUCGAUCCAAAAUGUGCCCUCUGCCGACAGCCGAGCUUCGUCGUUGGCAGGC